This is a messenger RNA of Cuculus canorus (common cuckoo), 5834 nucleotides long. RefSeq names its product contactin 5 (gene CNTN5). Gene Ontology annotation, biological process: cell-cell adhesion; brain development. The transcript has 21 exons. Gene Ontology annotation, molecular function: cell-cell adhesion mediator activity. Lineage: Eukaryota; Metazoa; Chordata; Aves; Cuculiformes; Cuculidae. The record is from RefSeq and is a predicted model, not a curated record. Bases 154 to 2964 code for a protein of 936 amino acids.
AUAAGGGAUGCAUCUGCUAUACAGCUUUUUAGUCUGAAGCCUUUACGGACAAUAAGAUUUUGGUGGCUUCGAAAUGGAACUGAAAUCGACAUUGAAAGUGAUUAUCGCUUCAGUUUAAUAGAAGGAAGUUUGAUCAUCACUAACCCCAGUGAAAUGAAGGAUUCUGGACAGUAUCAGUGUUUAACCACCAACAUCCUUGGCAGUAUAUUAAGCAGAGAGGCUGUUCUUCAGUUUGCAUAUCUGGGGAAUUUUAGUGGUCGGACAAGAAGUGCUGUCUCUGUACGUGAAGGUCAAGGAGUUGUUCUGAUGUGCUCCCCUCCACUUCAUUCACCAGAGAUCAUCUAUAGCUGGGUAUUUAAUGAAUUCCCAUCUUUUGUGUCAGAAGAUAGCAGACGCUUCAUCUCUCAGGAGACAGGCAAUCUCUACAUCUCCAAGGUUCAAACAUCUGAUGUUGGCAGCUAUAUAUGCCUGGUAAAAAACACAGUGACAAAUGCCAGAGUUCUGAGUCCUCCUACACCUCUGACACUGAGAAAUGAUGGUGUGAUGGGAGAAUAUGAACCUAAAAUUGAAGUCCAUUUUCCUUAUACAGUUACAGCUGCAAGGGGAUCUACUGUUAAGAUGGAGUGUUUUGCACUUGGCAACCCUGUUCCAACAAUCUCUUGGAGGAAAGUUAAUGGUCAUAAUCCAAGUAAAGCCCGCCUGAGAAAAUCCCAAGCUGUGCUUGAAAUACCUAAUGUGCAGCUAGAGGAUGCAGGGAUGUAUGAAUGCAAGGCUGAAAAUUCUCGUGGAAGAAAUGUCUUCAGAGGACAACUGCAAGUGUACACCUAUCCACAUUGGGUGGAGAAACUUAAUGACACUCAAUUAGACAGUGGAGAUCAGCUCCGAUGGGAAUGUAAAGCCACUGGAAAACCAAGGCCCACAUACCGUUGGCUGAAAAACGGAGUUCCUCUCUGGCCACAGAGCAGGAUUGAGACGGUUAAUGGUGUUCUGAUGAUCCACAGUGUAAAUCUCUCAGAUGCUGGAAUGUAUCAGUGCUUAGCAGAAAAUAAGUAUGGUACCAUUUAUGCCAGUGCUGAGCUGAAGAUUUUAGCUUCGGCUCCCAGUUUCCCACUAAAUCAAAUGAGGAAAACAAUAAUUAUUACCAAGGGCCAAGAAAUUGUCAUUGAGUGCAAGCCACAAGCCUCUCCAAAGCCAACAAUCACUUGGAAAAAAGGAGACAAACCAUUAAGGGAGAGUAAGAGGAUAACUAUUCUUCCGCAUGGGAGUCUGCGAAUCCUGAAUGCCUCCAAAUCUGAUGAAGGACGGUACCUAUGCCAAGGUGUAAAUAUAUUUGGCUCUGCAGAAAUAAUUGCAUCAUUAUCUGUUAAAGAACCUACAAGAAUAGAGCUGACUCCCAAGAAGAUAGAGUUAACAGUUGGAGAAAGCAUUGUCCUCAGUUGCAAAGCCAUUCACGACAGCACACUAGAUGUCACUUUCUAUUGGACACUCAAUGGGCAGCCAAUUGACUUUGAAAAAGAAGGUGGACACUUUGAAAGCAUCAAGGCACAAGCAUCCUCUGCAGAUCUGAUGAUCAGGAACAUCCUCUUGAUGCACGCUGGGAGAUACGGCUGCAGGGUUCAGACUGCAGCGGACACCGUGUCGGAUGAGACAGAGCUGCUUGUUAGGGGUCCUCCUGGUCCCCCAGGGGUUGUAAUAGUGGAGGAAAUUACAGACACCACAGCAACACUUUCCUGGAGUCCUGGGGCAGACAAUCACAGCCCUAUCUCCCUCUACAACCUACAAGCACGCAGUCCAUUUUCUCUUGGCUGGCAGACCGUAAAAACAGUUCCAGAUGUGAUAAGCGGUGACAUGGAGUCUGCUAUGGCUGUCGAACUGAAUCCUUGGGUGGAGUAUGAGUUCAGAGUUGUAGCAACGAACAAAAUUGGGACUGGAGACCCAAGUGCACCAUCACGAGUGAUCAGAACCAAUGAAGCAGUUCCAAAGACACCUCCAGCUAAUGUAAGUGGGAGAAGUGGAAGAAGACAUGAAUUGGUAAUAGCAUGGGAGCCAGUGUCAGAAGAGUUUCAGAAUGGAGAGGGGUUUGGCUAUAUUGUAGCCUUCAGACCAAAUGGAACACGUGGCUGGAAGGAAAAAAUGGUGACAUCUUCAGAUGCUUCGAAGUUUAUCUACAGAGAUGAAAGUGUGCCACCCCUGACUCCUUUUGAGGUGAAAGUUGGUGUUUACAACAACAAAGGAGAUGGUCCCUUCAGCCCUAUUGUGGUCAUCUGCUCAGCUGAAGGAGAACCCACUGCUGCUCCCAUCGAUGUCAAAGCUACCAGUUUGUCUGUAUCAGAGAUUCUUGUUGCGUGGAAACAUAAUAAAGAAAGUCUAGGAAGACCAGAGGGAUUUGAGGUUGGUUACUGGAAGGACAUGGAGCAGGAAGAAGCAGCGGAAAAGGUCAAAACAGAGGGAAACGAUUCAUCCAUCCUUCUGACAGGAUUAGAAGGAAAUACAUUAUAUCACCUAACGGUGAGGGCAUACAACGCUGCAGGGUAUGGACCACCUAGCACUGCUGUGCGUGCAGCUACCAAAAAGUCCCCUCCCAGCCAAGCACCAAGCAAUAUUAUGUGGAUACAGGAUGGCUCUCAUGUGUCUCUUGGGUGGGAACCAGUCAGGCCUCUAGCUAAUGAAUCUGAUGUAAUGGGAUAUAAGGUAUUAUUUAGGCAAGAAGGUCAGAGCAACAGUCAAGUUAUAGAAACACAGAAAACAUCUGCAGUCGUACUUCUUCCUGAUGUUGGUGUCUAUAUCAUCGAGGUCUGUGCAGUCAGUGAAGGAGGAGAUGGGACUGCAAGUCCCCAAAUCAGAGUUCCAUCUUUUUCAGGAGGGAAAGUAACAAGUGCUCAAUCCACCUUACAUGUGUUAUCCACUUCUUCAUCCUCUGUAACAUUGCUUUUGGCACUAAUGUUUCCUUCAGCCUCAUGGUGAAGACUGCAGACUUUGUUGUUGUUAUUAUUCAAUUGCUCUAGCUUGAUGACACCAAGAAAUGGAGUUUUAUGUCUGUGGAGAAACUGGAAACCCAAGCUAAUGCUUAAAGACCCGUAGAAAUGCCUGUGGUGCACUUAGAAGAGUGUUGGAGACACGGUCAAUAAUCCAUCAGGUUUUUUUCCCUUAAUUUUUUGUAAAAGUCCUCUGGGAAGGGGACACUUCUUGGCCCCCAAAUAUGCAGAUUGUAUGUAAUAAACUUUUGUAAUCAAACAUAAUUUCUGUCAAAUGUACUUUACUUUUUUAAUAUGUUUGAUUUUUGGUGACCUCGGUCAUGUAUCAUUAGGUGUUUAAGCAGUGGUGUCUAGUAUCGUACAUCUGUUUAGUUUGGGAAAAAGAUCCUUUUUUAAAUAGAGGAAAAUGGUUGAUACAGCUUUGUUGAAUACUUUUCUUACAUUCCCUAUGGCUGGCUGUUCCAACUAACAACAGAGGAAAAUACAGUUUAGAAACACAGCCCACACAAAAGUACUGAGAAUUUGUUCUGAAAAUGUAUGAAGAUGUAUUUAAUUAGCAAAAAGAAUGGUAAAUACAAUACUAGACAGAACAUUCAGAAAGUGGCAAAAUGCAGCAGAGUAGAAGCCAUUUAUUUGAUUGCAAGCUAAACAGAAAAUAUUUAAACACAAACUUGAAACAACUUUUGUUGUCAUCAGAUACAACAUAAUUUAAUGUCAAAUGAAUCAAAUAUUUAUUUUCAAUAGCAAAUAAAAAUAAAUUCCUAAUGCAUAUCACAAUAAAAACUCCACUGGGUAUUUAAACACAAUACAUUAGGCUGCUAAGUGCACAAAUAAAGUAAUGCAAGGAGAUUAACUUACUUUUUCCAACCACUUCUCCGUUGUAAUUUUUUUCCCUCUGGGUUUAUUUUUAAUAAUAUUCUGUACUUUUUGUAUUUGGUAAUAAAUUUAAAGUAUAUAUGAAAGCAUAUUAUGGAGACAAUAUGAACAGUUUUUGGAAUGUAAUCAUUUGUGUAUAAACAGGCUCCAGGAGGAUGUAUCUUGGAGAAUGCUGUGUUGGAAGAAAAAGUACUUGGAUAAGUGCUACUAAGUGUCAUUCCAGUUAUUUAGCUAAUUGGCUCUAUUUCUAUACCUCACUAGAGAGUACUUUUGUAGAGACUGUGUGCUAUCAGUUUUAAUCCACAUUUUUUGCUGUACCAAACAAUUUUUCACUCAAUAGACAAUCUGAACAAAUUUUCUACACUGGAAGGCCUUCCUGCAUAUUGGCACCUGAAUAAAAAUUAUCCCCAGUGUAUAUGAUAUACAUCUUCAUACAAUUAGCGUGUAUGUAGUUACGAAGGGAGAUGUUUAACUACCAAGUGUCUAGGAAUUACAGCUAGGAUGAGCACUCCUUUGUCUAGGAAAAAUCAAGUCAAAGGAUUUAACAGGCAGCUCCUAAUAGCAUACUUCUUCUAGGUGUCUAUCCCUCUGAAAGUUUUGAUACAAAUCUAUUUUGGUUGAUGGAUUCUGGGUCUAAAAUGCUAUUGUUUUUCCAGCUAACUAGAAAAACAAUACUUGACAUUUAGCUAGUACACUCUUAACUGUGCCAUUUCUUAGCAGCUUUAAAUUAGUAGGCAAGAAGGUACAAUGCAGUUUAAGUGCUCAAUAUGUAAAGAGCUGAGUGAUGACUAAUUUUUUUCUUUUAUAUAUUUUAUUAGUAAAAUUUUUAGAGGUGGUUCAGCUCAAAUCUUUAAUACCCACCAAUAUUUGAAAUAAUUUUCUAAAAAAACCACUUUUAAAUUUACUUAGUCACCAUGCUGCUAGGAAAACAAAGGCAAGACAACUACCCAAACGUAGACUGUUGAGUAGAUGCAGACAGAAGGUGGCCUUCUAUAUCUCUGCUUCUGGGAAAGUCUUUGAGAUGAAUGAAAGGAAGGCAGAGUUUACCUUGCUAAUGGAGCAAAUUCAUAGAAAAUAACAACCUGCUGAAGUCUGUAAAAACAGCAGCAUUUCUACUGUGCAGAGAACUUGCAUUAGUAAACCAUCAUUUUUCUAAAGGUUAAAGUAAACCAAUAUAAAGUAUAAACCAAAAAGCAAAAUGGCUAUUUUAUAAAUUCUUUAAGCAUAAUUUCCUCUAUUUUUUUGUACAGUUCCUUGCCAAUGCAGUUUAUUUCAGAGUAUUUGAAAAGGUUACAGUCACUGCUGGUGGCAUUUUGGUCAAAAAACUUUCCAAAUACAAUAAAUGGCUAUGCUUUAUAAGAAGAAUGAAAGUCUGGUGAAAAGGUAGAGCUACAUCUAGUUAUAUCUCAAUGUCUAUUGUCAAGAUACAGAUAGAAAUACCGAACAUACCAUCAGGUAAUGUAGUCGUAUUGCAGGGACAAAAAGGGGAAUGUUUUAUAUUCAACAUGAACAGAAUAUGUAUUUUGCAUCUUAAAUAUAUUAAUAAACAUGGUUUAAAUGUUUAAGUACCAAUGUAUUACCUAUUCGUUACUUUGUAGAAAAAGAUGUUUCCUUAUCAUGACAUACUAUUUUUCAGCUGCAGUGGAGAGCCCUUUUCUUUUUCAUGUCAAAGAUUGUAACAGUGCAGUCUAGCAUCCCUGAGGAGACUGUAUUUAUAUAAUGUCACAAGAACUAUUUGGAAAAAAAGAAUUAUGAAGAAACUUUGUUUUGCAGAUCAAAAUAAAGAUAUUGUCAUGGCCCGUAUCAAAAUGUUAGAUAUAUUGUAUACAAUCUGUAUAUAUGCUAUAUAUAAUGGUAUAUACAAUGUGGAAGACACAGUAAUAUAAUAGUUCCUGUGUACUGUUCUUGUAACAUUAGAUCUUUUUAAUAAAUAAUUCUCUUUUUAUUGACUUUUAUCUUAUGUCCUGUCAGCUGCUGAAUUGU